This is a messenger RNA of Rhizopus microsporus ATCC 52813, 267 nucleotides long. RefSeq lists its product as uncharacterized. The record is from RefSeq and is a predicted model, not a curated record. The transcript has 2 exons. Bases 1 to 267 code for a protein of 88 amino acids. NCBI's taxonomy places the organism in Eukaryota, Fungi, Mucoromycota, Mucoromycetes, Mucorales, Rhizopodaceae.
AUGAUCACCGCUAUUCCUCGUACUGCUUCUUUUGUUCUCGUUCCUAUCACUUCCUUUGCUGGUUAUGUUACCUAUAUCCGUGCUACUACAAAGCCUACUGAAGCUCAUAUUGAAUACAUGAAGAAUCAUAGAAUGAUUGAUGAAGUGCUUCAAAAGAAAUGGAUAAAAGUUAAUAAUGGUCUGGGCCUUGUUGACGUUGGUCGUUCUGGUGGUGAGCAUACAUAUGCUUGUGUAUUGCUUACAGCUGACGCACAAGCUAAAAAUUAA